AUGGAUUUUGAAGAUGGUGACAGGUCACUUGGGAGACUCAUUCUGGAGGAAGAGCCACAGGCUGCAGAAAAGCCAACGCCAAGACCUCCAAGAUCAUGUGUGAAGGAGAAAUGGGAACUGAAGAGUGAAGCCAUGAACAUUGGAGUAACACAUACAUAUAUAUCACAUGUUGCAGCACUCUCUAACAAUAAAAUACUUGUACUAUCUAAAAAUUAUUCUGGAAACAGUGGUGUACUAUUAACAGCUUCAAUUCCCAAUAGUCACCAGGAACAAUUGCCUAUCCCACAAAUCAAUGGCCUCACUGAUGAUGUAAGGUGUAUUGCAGUGAGGAAGGAUGGCAAACUCCUUGCUCUAGAUGGUCGAGUAGUUAAGGUCUUCAACAAGCAACAUCAGCUCCUCCAUCAGUUCACACCAGGUAGAGGGUCAGACAGCCAACCAACAUGCCUUGCAGUGGAUGACUGUAAUCUGAUAGCAGUGGGUUACAGAGACGAGGAUGAGAUAUCUAUACACAACCCAGAUGGAUCCCUCAUCAGGAGACUGCCUGCUCAGAUGAUUGAGGAUUAUCUAACAAUGCAUAAUCACCACCUCAUCUACACAAAUUGGCCUAAGGAAAGAUUGGUAUGUGUAGGCUUUUAUGGUGCCAGUCUAUCCUCAGUAGACAUGACCAGGAACAUGCAGGGGGGUUGCCCUACCGGUGUGUGCUGUGACAGUGAUGACAGCAUCUAUGUUGCUGUGGGCAGAUAUCAAACAGGUGAUAUUCUGCAUUACAGUCCUGAUGGCAAGUACAUUGGAUGUGUGAUCAAGGGAUGUGGUUAUCCACGUGGCAUCACAUUCACAUCAAAUGGUGAUCUGGUAGUGGCUACAGGACAAUCUGUACAGGUCUAUCACCGAGUGUAGGGACAGAAUAAUUACACCAAGGGAAUAGUUAGAUAAAAUUGUGUGCCCUAAUCUUGGAAGACAGGGCAAAUCAUUGUACGUACAUAAUCUUGUUAUAACCAUCUUGUUAACCAUAAUCUUGUUAUUAUCAUUCACACCCCAGGUUUUUAUAACAAGUAAAAAUGAUGAUCUUACUC
Messenger RNA from Patiria miniata (bat star), 1073 nucleotides. RefSeq lists its product as uncharacterized. The transcript has a single exon. The record is from RefSeq and is a predicted model, not a curated record. The coding region runs from base 1 to 897 and encodes 298 amino acids. Gene Ontology annotation, biological process: proteasome-mediated ubiquitin-dependent protein catabolic process; protein polyubiquitination. Lineage: Eukaryota; Metazoa; Echinodermata; Asteroidea; Valvatida; Asterinidae. Gene Ontology annotation, molecular function: ubiquitin protein ligase activity.